GAGCCUUCAAUCGGAGGAAACGAAACUCCAUCUAUGUCACCGUGACUUUGCUCAUUGUGUCCGUGUUAAUUCUCACGGUGGGCCUCGCUGCAACCACCAGGACCCAGAAUGUGACUGUUGGAGGUUAUUACCCGGGAGUUAUUCUUGGCUUUGGAUCAUUCCUUGGAAUCAUCGGAUCAAACCUCGUGGAGAACAAACGGCAGAUGCUGGUGGCUUCUAUCGUCUUUAUCAGCUUUGGUGUGAUUGCGGCCUUUUGCUGUGCCAUAGUUGAUGGGGUCUUUGCUGCCAGACACAUUGAUCUGAAGCCCCUCUAUGCUAACCGGUGCCACUAUGUCCCCAAGACAUCUCAGAAGGAAGCUGAGGAGGUCAUAAGUUCCUCAACCAAAAAUUCUCCUUCCGCGAGGGUUAUGAGGAACCUUACGCAGGCAGCUCGAGAGGUGAACUGCCCUCACCUCAGCCGUGGAUUCUGCACACCUCGCAUCCGGGGCAACACCUGCUUCUGCUGUGACCUCUACAACUGCGGCAA
Molecule: messenger RNA, 526 nt
Organism: Capra hircus (goat)
Lineage: Eukaryota; Metazoa; Chordata; Mammalia; Artiodactyla; Bovidae
Product: transmembrane protein 255A
Source: RefSeq, a predicted model, not a curated record